This is a messenger RNA of Diprion similis, 2594 nucleotides long. It is a transcript of the gene Nt5c, whose product is annotated as 5'-nucleotidase domain-containing protein 3. Gene Ontology annotation, molecular function: 5'-nucleotidase activity. The transcript is spliced from 9 exons. Bases 301 to 1866 code for a protein of 521 amino acids. Lineage: Eukaryota; Metazoa; Arthropoda; Insecta; Hymenoptera; Diprionidae. The record is from RefSeq and is a predicted model, not a curated record.
AAGAAUCACGCACCGCAACGGCGCAGAGCGUUUCGAAUAAUAUCGCGAGGCAUGUGCGCGAGUGAAUAUCCAUCGCAGAUAGAGUGGCAUUCGCGUUUUAUAGAUCCGUAACGAUAAGCGUUGACAAAUCAAGGCCGCGGUAAGAAUUGGCGAAAAUUGCGCAACGAGAAAUGAAGGGCAUUACGCCGGACGAAUACCGGCCGGGCAGGUAUUCCGCGCGUAUUUCUGUUCAACGUCACGAAUGAACAGAGAGCUCCCUAGCAAUCGGACCAGUUGGCCCGGCAGCGUCAUCGGUCCACCAUGUUAGGCAAAGCGACGGUGGUUUUGCUCUUGAGCGGCGCGGCGAGAAAUACGCGAUAUCUCUGCAGAAAUGAAGUCAGGAAAUACACCCAGCAGCCGGGUUACAGUCACAGAAAAAUAUCACGCGAAACCAUGCGUCAGAACUACUUGAACACCAAGGCGAAGUGCGAAUCAAAAAAAUUACCAUUGGACGUUAAUGCGAACGGUGUUUUCGCGUGCAAUGAGCUCGAUCUGGAGGAGGUGCAAGUCUAUGGCUUCGAUUAUGACUACACACUGGCCUGUUACAAGCCGUCGAUGGACUACCUGCUCUACAAUCUGGGACGAGACAUGCUCAUUCAAAAAUACAAGUAUCCAGAGGAAAUCGGUAGGCUGGAAUAUCAGGAGGGAUUCGCAGUUCGAGGUUUGCACUACGACAUAGAAAAAGGUUUACUUCUGAAACUGGACAGUUUCCUACAAAUCCAGCUGGGCACAGUGUACCGUGGUUUACAGCGAGUGCCUGACGAGGAGGUUUUGAGGCUUUACAAAAACAGAAUAAUACCUAUCGCCUAUGUAGAGGCACCGAAUAAACACACUCAGACGAAGCAGGAUCCACGAUCAACGAAGAUGGUCCAACUGGCUGAUCUGUUUUCUGUACCAGAAAUGGGUCUCUUGUGUAACGUUACUGAAUACUUCGUGCAAAAUCGCAUCGACUACCAUCCCGAGAUACUUUUCCGCGAUGUGAAGAAUUCGGUGCAAAGCUGCCAUCCAAUAAUGCACCAGACUGUGGUCAAGAACGUUGGCGAUUUUUUGGAGAAAAAUAAGGACAUGAGAAAGUUUUUCGACAGAUUGAAAGGCAUCAAGAAGAAGAUGUUCCUCGUGACCAACAGUCCGUUUCCUUUUGUAAACGUCGGUAUGAAGUUUCUGCUGGGUGACGACUGGAAGGAUUAUUUCGACGUAGUUAUCGUUCAGGCGCGAAAGCCUCGAUUCUUCACCGACGAGACGAGACCCCUUCGCAUAUACGACGAAAAAAAACACACCCUGCUCUGGGACCGCGUAACCAAGUUGGAGAAAGGCAUAAUUUAUCUCGAGGGAACGGUCAAACAAUUGCAAGACAUGACGGGCUGGAGGGGACACCAGGUGUUGUACUUUGGUGACCAUCCUUACAGCGACCUCGCAGACGUCACCUUGGAACACGGUUGGAGAACGGGAGCCAUCAUCACCGAACUCACCCACGAAAUCGACAAUCUCAACGAUCCAGAGUUUAAGAGAAACGCGAAUUGGCUGCAGAUGCUGACGGCGUUGAUCGAGGAUCACCAGGAUUACGAGGGCGAGGAAGCGAAGGUUCAGUUGACCGAAUGGAUGCGAGAAAGGGAUAAUCUACGUAACGAUAUUAAACGCGUAUUCAACCAACAGUUUGGUUCAGUCUUUAGAACGUACCAUAAUCCGACCUACUUUUCUAGGCGUCUCUUUCGUUUCGCAGACAUCUACAUGAGCAACAUUACCAAUCUCUUAAACUAUUCGACCAGUCACACCUUUUACCCGAGAAGAGGCGUUAUGCCCCAUGAGUACACUAGCUAUUUCGUGUAAACCGUGUGUAAAAGGAAUCAAUUCCAUCAUGUAGUAUAAAAUAUGCGUUACAAUAUCGGUCUCGAAAUCUUAAGAGGACGAUUUCAUCGUGUUUAACUCUUUACCAAAAAAAAAAAAUCAAAAUUCAAGGAAACUGAGGAAAAAGAAACAAAAAAUAAGACACUUAGUUUCCUUUCUUUCAGAUUAUAAAUUAAAAUCAAGCUCACGCUAUUGAUACGCUUAAAUUUAUCCGUAAGGAGUUGAGUAGAUUUGUUUAAUCGUUUUUAACUUUCUUCGGUAGUUAGAUCGGUACAAUUUUCGUUGAUUCCAGUUUAUUUUUCCCUGAUAGUAGAAACGUUGCCUUACUCUAAAAUCCUGUGGGAAAAACCAAUCGCUUGUUUCGUAGCGCUAGUUUGUCCAAGUUUGUCGAUAGAUGUACCUAGUAAUGUCAAGAUUGACCUUUUCCAAUGUUGAAAAUAUUGCCAAAGCUUAAGUUUGAGUUAUAGCCUAUUACGUUAAGAAUGAAUAGAAUGAUCGAUAGAUUUAUAUAAGUUGACGCUACGUCUGCCUGAAAUGAUCGUACGCUUAUUGUUGGACGUUUGCUAGUACAAAUAAGUGUCUAAUUCUCCCGAGCAGCAUCGGGAUAUCUCAAUCAAUCUGAUCGAAUAGAUAUUACAAUUGAUAGAUAUAAAGUACGAGUAUUAACAUUGAUCGGAUAAAUUAUUUGUCAGAUAUUAAUUUAUUUAGCU